This is a messenger RNA of Plutella xylostella (diamondback moth), 1335 nucleotides long. RefSeq lists its product as uncharacterized. The record is from RefSeq and is a predicted model, not a curated record. Lineage: Eukaryota; Metazoa; Arthropoda; Insecta; Lepidoptera; Plutellidae.
CAGUAUUUUUAUGUAUUUUACCUCACUUUGUCGUUGGUGUUUCAAUCAAAAGCAUGUAUAUUUACUAUAACUUAUUUGUAGCAUUAGCUAUAAUAUAUUCGUCAUAUACAGUGCAUUGUCAGGAAUGUGUUACGUUUGAUUUUGAAUAUAUUCCAGAAUUUGAAUAUAAUUCUACAAUUUGCGAAACCAUAGCUCCGUGGAAUGUUGUCAGAAAAAAUAUUUCAGAUGAUUUAAUACAAGUUAAUGAUAAACCAAUUAUAUUUCCUUCGUCGAAAAUGAGUUGUAUGACAACGGAUCCUUUUCACAUUGAUACAAGAGGAAUUCUGGAAAUAACUUUGUAUGUGGAUAUCAUUGGUGCUAAAGAUUUUGUAGGCGUAGUAGCAAAGCGUAUGCCAGCUGAAGCUGAAAACAUGAACGUGGGAAUAGCAUUCGCAUCUCUGAAGCAUGGCUUGGGUUCUAAGGUUGGAUUUCAAAAUAUCAUUUUAGAAUGGAACGUUGAAGGAGAAACAGAUAUUUAUCUUGUUUUUAUUGGAGCAGCAGCAAAAGAGUCAAAACUUUAUAUUACAUCAUACCGUUAUAUUCCACCAAAUAAAACUGCUAAAACAUGUCAUGAUGAAACAACCACUGAAACAGUUCAAGAAUAUGACGAAAGUUAUGUGCAAUUAGAGAGUACAGAUAAAAAUAACCUCAAUAAUUACAAAAAAGAAUUGAAAACAGAUAAAACAGCACCAAUAAAAAAAGAAAACUCAAAUAAUGCAUCUGAAAAUUCAGAUGACUCAUCUGAAAAGGCCAGUUCGCAACAGAACGAUGAAAGUAACGAAGUAGUUUCUGAAAAUGAUGAAUAUAUUAAAAACGAUGCAGAACAAUCCGAUGAAAGCAUGGAAAAUUCGGUGCCAACAUUAUUGGACGAAAUUCUGAAUAAAAAUUAUAUUACUGAGGGUGAAAGUGAGACAGUUAAAUAUAUUAUAGUUGAUAAAAAUGAUUCAAUUGAUAAAUUUGAAAAAUCUCUGUGGAAAACACUUUGGACCCGUGCGGCUAUUUUGAUGUGUGUCAUUGGAGCAUGUCUUAUUUGCUGGUACUUUAUAGAGUUUGGUAAAAAGAAAAUUAAGACCAGAAGAGAUAAUAAACUUGGUAAAAAUACUAAUGACCUAUCAAAAAGCGAUACCAAAGACGAAAAAGCUAAAUAUAAUCCAUAAAGAAUUGUGGAUUCUAAUAUAUUAAUAAAAAAGUCUAUGUGUGAAUCUCUUGUGACUAUAGUGCCUCAUACUAAAAUGAGUUUUUAUAAAUUACCACAAACCUACCAAAUGCAAAUUAAAUCAAAUGUUUCAUGAAAAA